AUGGCCGCGGACCCUACCCUCAGUGACCAUGACGCGAACGGCAACCUCUAUUCGCCUUUCUACGGGUAUCUUCCGACUGCAUGGGCCAGUAUCCUCUUUACGGCUCUCUUCCUUAUUACCACCUUGAUACACCUCACGCAAUCCGUUCGCUCCCGGCUGUGGUGGUUGCUUCCUACCGUUUGCCUUGCGGGCUUCGGUGAAGCUCUGGGCUGGGGUUGCCGUACCCUGUCGCACUACAAGCCUCUAGACGACAACGCCUACCUCAUCCAGAUCGUGGUGUUGAUCAUAUCGCCCACGCCCCUCAUCGGCGCGUUCUUCAUCACGUUCGGCCGCCUUUCCGCGCGCAUCGGAGAGCAAUAUAGUCGCAUCAGCCCGCGCCUUUACGGGCGCAUCUUCUUCACUGCGGACUUCGUCGCGUUGGUGGUUCAGUCAAUCGGCGGCGGGAUUGCUGCCACUGCUGAUCACAACCCGAGCACCUCCAAAUUGGGGAGUGACAUCAUGCUUGGAGGGAUCAUCUUCCAGCUAGUUUCGCUCACCGUCUUCUGCGUCCUCCUUGUCGAGUACAUUGUGCGCCGCAUCAGGGACAAGCCGCUCAAGCAAGUAUCGGCCUCUAAUGCCUACGGCCACGGUCACCAGUCCAGCGAAUCGAUGGGGUUCAUCGGCGGAUAUGGUCGUCCUCUUGAGCAGCCGCUGAUGUACCUCGCGUACGCGCUCUGCGCCGAGGCUGUAUUGCUUUACAUCCGAGGUGUCUACCGUGUGGUCGAACUUGCCGAUGGCUGGGAUGGGAAAGUCAUUCAGACACAGUCCCUUUUCUUCAUUUUCGACGCGGUCCCCGUGUUCACGACGAUGCUCAUUAUGAACGUCUUCCACCCUGGACGACUGCUUACCACCGAGGUGGUUUCUGGAGCCAUUCCGCUCGGCUCCAAGCUGUCUGUAUAAUGCGGGUGUGGGACUGGUAUUCACGACCAUGAUGAUCUAGAGGGCACGGGGGUCACGUUUUUACAUUUCACGGACAUGACAUGGACAUUUAUCGCAAGUUGUACACAUUAUUAAU
Trametes versicolor FP-101664 SS1 is the source of this 1054-nucleotide messenger RNA. RefSeq names its product RTA1 like protein. Bases 1 to 939 code for a protein of 312 amino acids. The record is from RefSeq and is a predicted model, not a curated record. Gene Ontology annotation, cellular component: plasma membrane; fungal-type vacuole. The transcript has 10 exons. NCBI's taxonomy places the organism in Eukaryota, Fungi, Basidiomycota, Agaricomycetes, Polyporales, Polyporaceae.